GGUUACGCAUGUUUCAAGAUCAUCAUCCACAGGUUGCGUAAAUAAUUUGAAAGGCGUGGAAUGGUCCUACGCAUACGCGCGCCUAUCCUACAACUUGCGUCGCGGCGUUUCUCGAGAACGUCGCGUCUAAAUAGUUUAGGCGCGUAUUAAAGAAACGGGGAUCAAUUCGGAAUUUUUUAUUCGAGAUGCUGUUUCAUUGCAACAUUGACUUGGAGUGAAAAUUAUACCUACGUGCAAAUUGUGUGACUAUGUGCAAGAAUUGAUAAAGAUUGUGAGGGGUAAUUAAACAGAAUGACAGAUGACACUGAUGAUUUGAAAGAAGGAGUGCAUUCAAUUAAAACUACAAGUUCUAAUGGGUUCCUUCGUGCCAUUCCAAAGCAAGACCAAUUUAAUUCCAAAGUACCGAACGAAGAAUUUGUACCGAAUAUUAAAUGGCCAGACUUGAUAGCUCAGUUGUUUAUUCACGGUGGCUGCAUUUAUGGAGUGGUUCUUAUGUUUAGUUCAGCAAAGCUACUUACUAGUUUAUUUGUAUUUGUUACAAUUUACACCUCCGGAUUUGGAAUCACCGCAGGUGUUCAUAGGUUAUGGUCACACAAGGCAUACAAAGCAAAAUGGCCACUUAGGUUAAUCCUAGUCUUCCUUUUUACUAUUACCGGACAAAAACACAUUUAUGCGUGGGCGCUAGAUCAUCGUGUCCAUCAUAAGUAUAGCGAAACAACAUCAGACCCGCAUAAUGCCAAAAGAGGAUUCUUUUUCUCUCACGUUGGUUGGCUGGUGCUAACUCCACACCCACAUGUUGUAAAAAAACGAAAAAUAAUAGACAUGAGUGAUCUUGAGGCGGAUCCAAUUGUAAUGUGGCAGAAAAGGUAUUAUCCGAUAUUAUUUCUGUUACUAACAGUUGGCCUUCCCGUAGCAAUUCCGGUGUAUUUUUGGGAAGAGACAAUAUGGAAUUCCUUUUGGAUUUGUUUUAAUACAAGAUUUUGUAUAACAUUAAAUAUAGCAUUUUGUGUAAAUAGUCUAGCACAUAUGUGGGGGUAUAAACCCUAUGACAAGGACAUCAAUCCAGUGGAGAAUAUGAUUGUGUCCAUUGCUGCGUUAGGUGAAGGUUGGCAUAACUACCACCACGUGUUCCCUUGGGAUUAUAAAACUGGCGAAUUUGGAAGUCGACUUAACUUAUCUACGCAAUUUAUCGAUUUUUUUGCCAAAUUAGGAUGGGCUUACGAUUUGAAGUACGCGUCUCCCGAAAUGAUAUCCAGAAGAGCAAGGAAAUCAGGAGACGGCACUCAUAUAGAAACGCAUCUUUGGGGUUACGGAGAUGAAGAUAUUGAAAUUGAAGACAAAAAAGAAUUAGAAAACAUUGUUUCAGGUACCAGUACUUAGGUAAUUCCUAGAAAUUUACUCUGAGACAGGAAAAAUUAUUAUUAUUAUUUUAAUAGCUUGUGAUGUUAAUAGUACAAUAGAGAAUGUUGUUCCACAUGAUACAUUUAAAAUGUAUUUUGUUUUUAUAUAGAGUAUAUUAUCGUAAAAACAUUUAAGUCCUAAUAUAACUGAAACUAAUAUAGAACAGGCAUUCGAAAUGUCCUAAUGAUCUUUCAGGGUGCGAAAUCCGAAUCAGGUUUCUUUACAAAAUUUCAUGAUGCAAUUAAAACAUGAAACAAACUCAUUUUUAAAUGCCAGUUUGCGGAAACUAUCAAGUUUUGAUCUCCACAUUUAAAUUGAAAAUCUAUAAAGUUUCGUACAAGUGUUACUGAAAAGUAAUCUAAGUACAUAUUUCAACUGACUCCAUAGAAAAAUAAAUCCCACUCUUUCCUCUUCAAAACAUUAUUUAUUACACUUAUAUAGAUUGUAUAUAGUUGUUCUUACGAAAUAAAUUGUAAGAUCAAAACAUGCUCAUACACAGGUAGAUACAUUUUUGCAUGAUGACUAAGAGGGAAAUGCUGGAGCAGUCUUUUACGCUCAGCAUUUAUAGCUUCAUUCCUAAUUACUUCAUUACAUUCCCAUUCUCUGGCUACAGAGACCCUGGAAAUUUUUUAGCAGCCUCUCGUUCCAAAGCCCUGAUGAUCAAGGGCGUCUGUGGAUUAUGAAAAUAGUUUUCUUUUAAUACCAAAAAUUGUAUAACAGUAAUGAGACAGCCAUAAUAUUGUUUUGGGAUGGAAAAGUAGGAGAUAUAACGUAACUCUUUUCAUUUUGAAUAGAGAGAAUAGCUACGGAAAUUAUAGAAAAAGUCUCUGUAAGUAAAAAGUAAUUUUAACCAAUUUUGACUAAGUAAGUUACUUAUUUUUUAAUUAUUGACGGUUUUUUAAAAUUAUGUUAAUAAUCAAAUUGUAACAGCUUUAUAUUUCUAAUAAUUUUAUAGGCCAGUAAAUGAACGUGGAAUACGGCGAUACUGUGUAAUUUUCCGCUUCUCCACCGAAUCGCAUGAAAAUUUGGAUUUAGGUUCUACUUACC
This is a messenger RNA of Photinus pyralis (common eastern firefly), 2448 nucleotides long. RefSeq names its product acyl-CoA Delta(11) desaturase-like. The coding region runs from base 292 to 1380 and encodes 362 amino acids. The transcript has 7 exons. Gene Ontology annotation, cellular component: endoplasmic reticulum membrane. Lineage: Eukaryota; Metazoa; Arthropoda; Insecta; Coleoptera; Lampyridae. The record is from RefSeq and is a predicted model, not a curated record. Gene Ontology annotation, molecular function: stearoyl-CoA 9-desaturase activity; iron ion binding. Gene Ontology annotation, biological process: unsaturated fatty acid biosynthetic process.